Messenger RNA from Cucumis melo (muskmelon), 3552 nucleotides. RefSeq lists its product as uncharacterized. The coding region runs from base 339 to 3119 and encodes 926 amino acids. The record is from RefSeq and is a predicted model, not a curated record. NCBI's taxonomy places the organism in Eukaryota, Viridiplantae, Streptophyta, Magnoliopsida, Cucurbitales, Cucurbitaceae. The transcript is spliced from 7 exons.
CCCUCCACGCUCCACGCUCCACCCUCCACCCUCCGCCUUCCGCCCUCUUUUCCUCUUCUACUCUUCUUCUCCCCGCUUCUUUUCUCUCUUUUUUCCUUCGAUUUUCUUUUUUCUUUUUUAAUUCUUACCAGACUUUGUUCUUGGAAAUCCCAUUCCAUUCUUCUCUUUUUUGAGGAGAAGUACAGAAUCGGGGUUGGAUUGGAAUUUGUUUUCCGUUAAUUGCGGUGAGAUGAUAUCGGAAACUGAGGUUUGAGGGGGGACAGGUUUGGCAGCGAAGAGCAGGGGUCAAGGGCCGUAGAGUUCACCAGUUAAAGUAAGUCCAGUAUAGAAUUUACACGAUGAAGAAAUUGUUCUUUUUCAGAUCUUCAGCACCUAGCAAUGGCAGUUCUGAAGUUUCCCCAUCCAAAACAGAAAAACAAGAUAUCACAGGUCAGCCAUUUGAAGGUACUGGUCUAAGACGAAGUCGCUCACUGUCUUCAGCAUCAUUGCUUGAUAGUGGGAAGCAUAAGAGUCCUUCUGGGUCAAAGGAUAAAAAUAGAUCUCCGUAUGGUAACUUCAUUGACACUUCAGAUCAGCAAUGUGAACGUUCUAACCGCUGUCAAACACUACCAUUAAGAAGACAGUGUAGAGAAAAAGAAUUUGAGAUGCCAUAUAAUGAUUAUGGAGCUGUACCAGAGAGGCCUUGUUCAGUAUCUGCUGCUUCAAGCCGAAGUUAUGGUGAUUCUUCAGGAAAUUCUUCCACUUCCUCUAGUAAUGUCUCAAGCAAAAUCUUGGAUCGAUAUAUUGAUGAUGGAGAGCAACAGGAAGAAUCGAGGAAACCCCAAAAGAGUAUUCCUCCUAAAAAUCACCCUGGACAUGGCAGUGGGAGGCGCCCUCCGCGUGGCCGAUGUACAGCACCCACUUCGCCAAAAUAUGUUAUUGAUGAAAAGACAAUGAAUCAUCCGUUUGAAGAAUUUCCAAGUUCAAACUAUCACUUCUUUCCUGCAAAGCAUGCUGAAAAUGGAUUUGGGCAUGAAUCUCCAAGGACCAUAGCAAAGAAUGUCAUUGAGAGACUCUCCCAAUCGCAUGGAAUUCCUAAAACAAAUCUAAAGGGAUUUGACAACAGUAUGCCACCAAUCACCGUAGAAGAUAUAGAUGAUAGAUCCUCAGAUGAACAUUAUGGUUCCAAUGUGAAUCCACAGAAAUUCUAUUCAGUAAAUGAACCUUUUCAAGCUAUUAAUAGAAAUGACAUGGAGGGCUCUGGUUUAGAUAGACAUAACUUAAUAAAUCAUAAUGAAGUGUUAAACCUUGUUGAAACUGAAGAGGAUAUGGAUGGGGAACUCAAGAGGAGAAUCAAGGUGGCAAAGGAGAGAGUCAUGCGGUUCAGAGAAGAACGUGACCGUGAAAGCUUUCUUCAACUGAGGACAGGAGUUUCAGGUUUGAUUCAAAUAAUUAGACAUAUGACUGAGGAGAAAAUGAGCUUAGCACUUGAGGUUUUAAGUCUUCUACAGUCCCAAAUUACUGAAAGGGAUUCAGCAAAGGAAGAACUGCAACUGGCAAAGGAAAUAUUGGAUUCUCAAACUAAAAGACUGGACAGAGAAAAAUCUGAAUUGCAGUCAGAACUGGAGAAAGAGCUUGACAGGAGGUCGAAGGACUGGUCAGUAAAGCUUGAAAAGUACCAGUUUGAAGAACAAAGGCUGCAUGAAAGAGUUCGAGAGCUAGCAGAACAGAAUGUAUCUCUACAAAGGGAAGUUUCUCUUCUAAAUGAGAGGGACGUGGAGAAUAGAAGCAUGAUGUCAAAUUCAGAGCAAAAAGUGAAGGACAUGACUGUCAUGGUGGAUAAAUUACGGGAUGAAAACCAAGUUUUGAUGCAGAAUCUCUCCAACUUGCAGGAUAAGUACAAAACUGCUAAAGAAGAUAGAGAAACAUUCAAGAGAAACUUUGAGGAGAAGGAUAAGGAAUGCAAGGAACUGUAUAAAGCGACGACAAGGUUAACGAGGUCUUGCUGUGACCAGCAGAAAACAAUCAGUGGAUUGCAGGAAAGGUUUAAUCAUGAAUUAGGGGAGAACACAGAAAUUGAAAGGUUCGAUAAGCAUGUGGCGAAAUUGCAGAUGGAGCAAAUAAGGUUAACUGAAGUAGAAUUGGGAUUGAGAAGGGAAUUAGAAUCUUGCAGGUUUGAAAUUGAUUCCCUGCGGCAUGAGAAUAUAAGCUUAUUGAAUCGCUUAAAGCAUGGGAGGGAUGAGAGUGCUUUAACCAUCAAGCUGGAUGAAGAAAUGUUAGCACGUGUCGAUUGUCUACAACAUCAAGGGCUAACAUUGUUAAAUGAAAGCUUCCAGUUAUGUGCAGAAUUAUUUGAGUUCACAAAGGAGAAAGUUCAUUGGCUUUCAGAUAGUAUGCAGGGGAUGGAAGUGGUGAAAAACAACUUGGAUGGGAUAUAUUUUGUUGAAUCUGAGAUGAAGCUUCAAGGAUUGAAGCGUGGAAUUGAAAGCUUAAAACGAAGUCUGAAGAUAGCAUCGUCAUUGUUGCAUAAGAAAUCCAACCUAGCAGCUUCAGAAGUCCAUUCUCAGUAUGUUGAUGCAGAUGAGUCGAUGCAAUUAAAUUGUGAAGCUACAGAGGAUGUUGUAAAAUCUGAGCUCAAAGCAGAAAGAUUACUAACGAAUCUGUUGAGAGAGAAACUUUACUCUAAGGAGCUGGAAAUCGAGCAGCUCCAAGCUGAAAUUGCAACAGCAGCUAGAGCAAACCACAUUCUUAAAUGUGAAGUACAAAGUGCACAAGACAACAUAUCCUGCAUUACACACAAGCUUAAGGAUCAAAAACUUCAGAUCUUGAAAAGAGACGAGAAUGUGAACCGGCUACAAAAUGACCUUGAUGAAUCUACUACAGAAUUAGCGAUAAUUAGAGGAACUGUGCCAAAGAUUUCAGAGGAGAGAGAUAUUAUGUGGGAUCAAGUGAAACAAUAUAGUGAAGAGAAUAUGUUACUUAACUCAGAGGUCAAUCUAUUGAAAAAGAAGAUUGAAACUCUUGAAGAAGACAUACUUCUGAGGGAAGGUCAGAUUACAAUCCUCAAAGACUCUCUGAGAAACAAAUCUUUCGACCUUCUCGGCAAUAUCGAAUCCAUAGACGAAUUUCUGAUACGAUGAUACCAAGAGAAUCAGGCUUAUAAUCAUUAGAUGAUCUCACUGUUCAUAGUCAUAAUUUUUUAAGGUGCUUUGCCUCUUGAUUUUUUUCCUUUUUUUUUUCUUUUUCUGGCACCUUCCUUUCUGAUUUGAAUCUUCUCCACCAUUUUUUCUCUCUUUGUUUUGGUGAUUUUAAGUGUAGAGCUUUAAGAUGGCAAUCUUAUGUGUUUUUGUUACCAGAAGAAAGGAGUUGGUGAUGAAAAUAUAUAGAUUAUAUAAUCAUGGAGAAGAUUCUGUCUGUAAUUAUAAUCAUAUUUAUAUUUGGUGUGUAAGAUAACAUAAGAACCCUUCAAAUGUUGAUAGAAAAGAUCACUGCCCCAUUAAUCAGUGACAAACAAUCAAAUUGGGGAUGAAAAUUAUAGCAUCACCCAUAAGUACAAUUACAUUUGGGAAGAAA